AUGGAUGCAUGGGAAAUAAAAACUAUUCUUGAAAAAGUUCCAUUAACUAAGAAAGGAAAAAAACAAUAUUUGUAUAGAGUUCGUUGGGCUGAUUCUUUGGUUAAUGCUGAUGAUUUCCCCAAUAAAUCAGUAUUACAAGCAUUUGAAAACGGUUCUUUUGACUGUGAAAUAAUUGGACCAGUUAAGCAAAGUAGAGGAAAAUCAUUAAUUGAUAUAACAAAUGUAAAUUGGUUAGUACGAUGUAAACGAACUGGUCAAGAAAAAGAAAUGAGUUAUAAAGAUAUUAGGGAAAGUUUUCCUGAGCAACUAAUAAAGUUUUAUGAAAUUAACUUGGCUCAGCUUAUUUAA
This is a messenger RNA of Strongyloides ratti, 348 nucleotides long. RefSeq lists its product as hypothetical. The record is from RefSeq and is a predicted model, not a curated record. The coding region runs from base 1 to 348 and encodes 115 amino acids. The transcript has 2 exons. Lineage: Eukaryota; Metazoa; Nematoda; Chromadorea; Rhabditida; Strongyloididae.